Molecule: messenger RNA, 2017 nt
Organism: Psylliodes chrysocephalus
Lineage: Eukaryota; Metazoa; Arthropoda; Insecta; Coleoptera; Chrysomelidae
Source: the annotation of a GenBank genome assembly
GUUGAUUUUUCUGGACUGUUGAGGUUAUGUUUGUUCUAUUCAUUUCAUAAAUAAUAUUAAAUAACAAAAUAAUUACGCUACAAUCAAAAAUAAAAACCUGAAUCCGAUAAUUUUGAAGCUCAUAUUAACAAAUAUGCAUAAUGUUUUAAUCACUGGAACUCCAGGUGUAGGAAAAACUACUUUAGUUAAGAAACUUGUUGAUAUUUUCAAAUCAAAAGAUAUAGAUUUUGAUGGUUUUUAUACAGAAGAAGUAAGAAAUGGUAAUGCCAGGGUGGGAUUUGACAUUGUAAUGUUGAAUAAUGGCAAAAGAGGUAUUUUGGCUAGAAAAAAUUCUCUAAAUAGUUCAAAUUCACCUAUGGUUGGACAGUAUGCAGUUCAUGUAAAUGAAUUCGAAGAACUUGUACUUCAUAUUUUUGAAAAGCCUAAAAAGUUGAUGAUAAUAGAUGAAAUAGGAAAAAUGGAAAUGUUUAGCAAAAAGUUUCAAGCAGGUGUUAGAAAUGUGUUUAAUAACAAAGAUAUUAGAGUAAUAGCCACUGUACCUCUGAAUGGCGGUCCUCUUCUAGUUAAACAAUUAAAAGAGAGAUCAGAUUGUAGUUUAAUUACAGUUGAUCACUCUAACAGGAAUAAUCUUCUACCUGAUAUUGUAAAAUUAUUUGAAGAAAAAUAUAAAUAAAUGUAGAAUAUCUACCUAUAUUGUGAUUUAGCUUUAACCUUUCAAAACUGUUUUAAAGUACAUAUCUUGUUCCCAUUUUCAACAAUUUGAAAUAAAGUAUAUUUAUAUGCAGGUUUGUGUACUUUCGAGUUAGAUUAGAUUAGAUUUGAUUAUAAUUCUGGGCCAUUAUUUGUAUUUUGUCUAUUUUGGUCUUUUCUGGUUCUCGUAGACCUUAUAAACUAGCACUACUAGCAAUGGCAUAUUUUAAGAUUUGGUGCCCUGGUCCUAUAAAUUGAUAAAAAGAGAAAUCUGUGAAUAAUGAAAGAACACAUUAUAUAAAAGAAUAACACUAUUAAAUAUUUAUUCAAUAAAGAUAUGAAAACAAAUGAAUUCUAAACAAUUUUUGGGUAAUAAAACGGGUUCAACAGUCUUCAUUACUUCCUCAUUUUUGGAGUGAAGAGUUGGAAUGGGUUCCUUUAACAGUGGCUUCGCUGAGAUGUUAGGAUCUAUGAACAAGGUAGGUGGGUGUGCCAUGCCUCUCACCAUUGCAAAUCAGGCUUCAUCCCAGCUAGCACAAAAACAUCCCAUCUACAUUAAUAAGCUGCAAUUUUAAGCUCGCAUGCAAUGUACUUUUAAUGUAAGCCUAAUAUCCCUGCAACCGCCGAAUGUCCGCAACGGCAAGACUUUUAUAGCACAUCUGACAGAGGUUACAAAGUGAAGUUCAAAAAACAUCACACUAGCACUUUUAUAGUACUUACACCGAAAGUUGCUCUGAAACGUUCUAUAGAUGUUAUAAUAUGAAUUAGUUCUACAGCGUGUGUCCACUGAUAACUUGUGAAAAUAUUUAUUUUAAAUUAAAAAAGUAAUUCUUCAUAAUUUCUUUUGCUUGUUAAAUAAAUACAAUUCACAUUGAAAAUUUAACGAAAAAUAAUUUUUUUUAAAUUUAAAAUCAAUAUUUUUACAAGUGUAAUUAAAUCCAUCCAUGGAGACACUAUAUUGUUCUUUGUGUAAUGUAAUACAGAGAGGCUGAAAUUGAGGUUUUAGUAAAAUCUCAAUCUAGACAUGAAAGUUUCAAAUAAAACAAAAUAUUUAUAUAAAUUUAUUGGACAAAAUUAGCUAAAUAAUAUAAUAAGGUACCAAUAUUGCAAAGGUUCACUAAAAGCCUAAAUGGUGAACGAUUGUUCAAAUGUAAAUUUAUAUAAGGUAUAUUUUAAAGGUUCACAAGAUUUUUUACCAAGAUGGGAAUUGUAUGAUGCUAAAGCUAGAUUGCUGAAUAAUAAUAAAGAACUGUAAUAAUGACUAGGUACAUAUUAUACCAAUUUCUUACCUGUUGACGGAGAGGUAUAUCAUCUGUUUAAAUCAAGC